AAUGUAUAAUUACACACACACACACACACACACACACACAAUUAUUAUUUUUGUUAUGAUAUAUGGAAAAAAUAGCCAUUUUACCAGUUUCUGGUUUGAUGUGUUCAUAUUGGUACGUUAUGCAAGAUGUGGUUAAUCAUAACAAGCACAAACAUAUGCAAUAAAUACACGUGAUAGAGAAGUACAUGACUGUUACUGUGUUAAAGUCACAAUUGUCUCUACUGUCUACAGUAUUUUAAUAUAUUUUACAAAUAAAACAAUGUCCGGGUUCUUUCAGCUAGUCGGAUCACUCUGUGACAAUCUUUCUGAGCGUGUUUACAAUGCGAGAUCCCUGCACUGAAUGUCGUAGAACGUAACACAAAACAAGUUCUGCAAUUUGAUACAUGGUAUAGAAACAACUACCAUUCUGCCAGCAAAGGACUGGCGGUACGUACACAUGUGAAAUACAAAUAACAAGUAUAUCAUAGUCUGGGGGUUUGUGGAGGUUGUUUCAGUCUCACUUGCCGUCUGGCCCGAGUGCAUGUCACACUGUAGAGCACUGCUCAUCCGAUUACGAUGAAAUUGAAAGGGACAUUGUCAGGUCAUUAGGCUUGCCGAAUUGUAGGCAUCUGCCUGCUUGUCAAACUUUCAUUUGAAGAUGUAAAAAGGUGACUUUUUAAUGUUACUGAUAUGUUAUAAUUAUAGAUGUCACUGAACUGAUAUUAAUAAAUAAAUAUGAUACAUGUGUUACAGUAUUGAACAGUUUCACUUUCAGACCAGCAUUUGCGGUAAACAUGGAAGUCGAGUUAUCUGGCAGUGAAAUACUCUACAUGUCACAGCGACAAGUGACGAUCCAACAAAAGCGUCCAAUGAAAACUAGUGCAACAUUAUUUUAUCAUGGUCUGAUGGGCUGUGGCGCAUUGCACUAAACAAGUCUGUCAGUUCUUACACGGAGGGUGUAUGAAUUACUACUUUGCUCCGAUGUCUUUAGUUACAGAGUAAAGCAGGUGCAGUUUUUGUAAACAUGGACAGCCGUCGUAUUUCUCACUUUUACAAGUCUUUAAUUUUGGCGCUCACAGCUUUUUCUUUGGAAACUACAGUUUUUGGAAACUUAGGGCAUGCCAGUUUUACUAUUCAUCACAAUCUCAAAGAUAGCUGCCUUGAAGUUGCAGACUCUCAACUGAGUGUAGUACAAUGCAAGAACUCGCCAUCAAUGCAGUGGAAGUGGGGGACCAGACACCGACUUUAUAACAUUGAGUCGAUGCAGUGUCUUGGUCUUGACCUCAGUAAAAGUGCAGUUGGAAUGUUUGAGUGCGACACAGUCCAUGUCAUGUUAUGGUGGCGCUGCAGUCAGAAUUUCCUCUUUAGUGCAUCCCAGUAUCGACUGUCAGCUACAAAUGGAACUGUAACAGCAAGCCUGAACUCGAACGAUACCUGGACGAAAGACAACUCUGUUGACAGCAUCUGCCAUCAGCCUUACAAAGAGGUCUAUACAACACGUGGUAAUUCUUUUGGGUUGCCUUGUGAAUUCCCAUUUAAAUACAAUGGAACGUGGCAUCAUGACUGCACCUCAGAUGAAAGAGAAGAAGGGAUGGAAUGGUGUGCCACAACUUCACUUUAUGAUACUGAGAAAAAGUGGGGAAUCUGCUUAAAACCAGAAACUGGGUGUCAACGCUUGUGGAAUAAAGACGCUGAGACAGAACAUUGCUACCAGUUUAACUUCCAGUCGUCUCUGUCUUGGAAGGAGGCUCGUGUGUCUUGUCUGAGUCAGGGAGGGGAUUUGCUCAGUGUUUCUAACACAACUGAACUCCCCUACAUACUUGGGAAGGAGGGCUACCCUGACUAUGUGUGGAUUGGUUUAAACCAGCUGGAUUUAGCUGGUGGAUGGCAAUGGUCUGAUGAUUCUCCACUUGCCUUUGUCAAUUGGAAACAGGGGAUGCCAAGUUUAUCUAUCUUAAAAGAGUCAAGCUGUGGCGUAAUGCAGUCUGAAGGUCACUGGGAGAGUUUUUCUUGUGAAAGCAAGUUACCGUACAUCUGCAAAAAAAAUAGCAAUGGUUUGCAACCAGAAAUUGAAAACUCCUGGAAAUACAAGGCUACUAGCUGUGAAUCGGAUUGGCUCCCAUACAAUGGGUACUGUUAUAUGAUGGGAAAGGAGCCGGACACCCAGGAGAUGGCAGUUGAAACAUGUGAGGGAAAAGGAGGCGUGUUAAUAAGCAUCCACUCUUUAGAGGACAUUGAGUUGAUUAUCACCAAGCUGCAUAACAACACGGAGAUAGCUGUAUGGACUGGACUGAUAAAUAACCAAUCCCCAGCCUUGUUUGAGUGGACUGAUGGAACCCCUGUAACAUUUACAUACUGGAGCCGGGAUGAACCCAGUGUUCCCUUUAACAAAACCCCCAACUGUGUGGCAUAUACAGGACAGCUUGGCAACUGGAAGGUCAUGCCAUGUGACAAAAAGCUGCCGUUCGUAUGUAAGAUGAAAGGUGAAGUGAAAAAUGACACAGAAUCUGACGAGGGCUGCCCAACAGAUGGGGACUGGAAGAGGCAUGGUGAUUCCUGUUAUAAGGUUGAUAAGAAUGAAGUGUCCUUUCAAGAAAGCUUUAACCUUUCAAUAAUUAACAGGUUUGAACAAGCAUUUAUAAACAGUCUUAUUAGAAAAUACAGCAAAGAUGAUACCAAGUACUUUUGGACAAGCCUUCAGGAUAAAAACAAUAAUGGACAGUAUGAAUGGAUAACUAAAGAGGGCUUGCAUCCUGUGACAUUCACCAACUGGAACAUGUAUCAGCCAGAUGCUCUUGGAGGAUGUGUUGCAAUGUCAGCAGGAAAGUCUCUUGGAAUGUGGGAAGUGAAAGACUGUAAAAAUUUCAAAGCCGUGGCUAUUUAUAAGAAGGUUAUCGGGAAUCGCAAAAAUCCAGAACCAGGAAUCAAUCCCAAUGCUACUUGCCAAGAUGGAUGGUAUUCUACGAAAGACCUUCUUUAUUGUUACAAGGCUUUCCACCAUGAAAGACUAUCUAGAAAAAGAACAUGGGAGGAAGCAGAAAGGUUUUGUGAAUCACUGGGUGCCCAUCUUCCAAGCUUUCAAAAUUUUGAUGAAGUGCAAUCGGUUCACUAUGUGCUAAGAGAUACAAUCAGUGAUGAUCGAUUUUUUUGGAUUGGAUUAAAUAAGCGAUACAGAAACAAUUGGGAAUGGAGUGACAGCACACCAGUUUCAUCGACUAUCUUACUGAAUGAGUUUCACGAAGAUGACUAUCUUGUUAGAGACUGUGUUGCCUUUAAGACUAUGAAGCCCAAGAUGAGAACGCUCUUUAUGUUUGUGCUGCCAACCCAAAAGAUGCAGGACUUCUACCUGAAACCUUUUCACUGUGGUGCCAAACUGGAGUGGAUCUGUCAGAUACCACGAGGUGUGAAGCCAAAAAUGCCUGAUUGGUAUAACCCUGGAGCACAUCAUCAGUCAUCUGUUUUUGUUGAUGGAGAUGAAUUUUGGUUUGUGAAUGACUCAAAAUUGACCUAUGAUGAAGCUUCUUUAUAUUGUGAGAGCAAUGGAAGUGUACUGGCAUCUCCAGAGUCUUUUACAGCAACAAGAAUGAUCCAAGAUUCAAUAAGAAUGAUUUCUAAAGAUAGUACCCAGAAGUGGUGGCUGAAUAACACGUAUCAUUUGAAACGCUUUCCUAUGAGGUUUUGGAAGCAACCUUUCUAUCCUAGAGAGUGUUUGUUUAUUACUGCUGAUUCCAUGCUUGUACCAGCUUUUUUGGAAGUUGACUGUGAGCAGCGAUUGUCUUUUGUUUGUGAGAGAAUAAAUACAACAGCUUUGGAAACGGACUCAAAGACACAUCAUACAAUGGGAGUGUUAUGUCAAAAUGCAACCAUUUCUUUUGGGGACAAGUGCUAUAAAAUAAUACAACCCAAAUACCUGCCAUUUGCUAAAGCCAGCGAACUCUGUAUCUCUCUUGGGGGAACACUGCCAACCAUCUCCAGUCAAGUUGAGCAAGAUUUCGUUACAUCUCUGCUUCCUGGUAUGCAACAAACAUUGUGGAUUGGGCUGGAGAUGGAUUUUCAGAACACAAAUCCUGAAUGGGUAGACAAGGGUCCUUUGACGUACCUUAACUUUAAUACACUACUCCAUGGGAGACUACGGAAAGUUAAGUUUGAUAUUUUUAAUCCAGAAUCUGUGAAACAGUGCGCUUAUAUCCUAAAUGAUCCUGCUUCUUCGUUUGUGGGGACCUGGGAUUUUACUUCUUGCAGUGAUUCCAACUAUGUUGGGAUCUGUCAGGCUUAUAGAGAUAAAGCACAGGAGCCUGAUGUUUCAGUUGCUACACUGGAGUUCCAAGGCCAUACAUACAAAGUAAUCAAGCAGAACCUCACCUGGUAUGAUGCACUGGUGCAAUGCAGGGCAGAGAAGAUGGAACUGACUAGUAUCUCUGAGACCUACCAGCAAGCAUUCCUGACUGUCACAAUCAACAGGUUCACACAGCCUGUGUGGAUAGGACUCUUCAGCGAAGAUGAUGGACUGCAUUUCCGCUGGUCAGAUAAUACCCACACUGUCUACAGUCGCUGGUCAGAGGCUGACACAGAGCCUAGUGGAGAGUGCGUGUACAUGGGUACUGAUGGCUACUGGAAAGCUACUGAUUGUGAAGAAAAGCUAGCUGGAGCCAUUUGCCAUAUUCCUAAAAAUGACAGCACAACACAACAUGAUGCUGAAAGCCCAAAAUGUCCACACAAAAUCCAGGAUGUUCCUUGGAUACCAUUUGGAAACAAUUGCUACACGUUUCAUACAGCUGCUAAAAGAUGGCAGUCAUUUCAACCACAUGAAGCUCAUCGAGUUUGCAAGAGUCUAGACCCUAAUGCUGAAAUUUUGAGCAUUAGAGACGAGCAAGAGAAUGAAUUUAUAAAACAACAACUGAAGCCCUUCAAUUCACUAGCUAGAUGGGUGUGGAUUGGUGUAUAUAAUGAUGGUAAUAGCAGCCUGAAGUGGUAUGAUGGAACUUAUGUUCAGUAUUCAAACUGGAGAGAAGGAAGACCAGCAGUAAACAGCAGUGAUUUUUACACUGGUAUCCAGUCAGACGGUGCUUGGGAUUUACUUCCAUAUGAUCCCUUUUUUAAGUACUUUCAGGACCAUAGUAUUGUUGCUUGCAAGAUUGAAAGAGACUUUAAAGAUGAAUACCAGCAGUCGUUAUCUGAAUUUAUAAAGCGUGGGAACUUCUCCUUUCGAUUGAUCCAGAAGAAAAUGAACUGGUAUGAUGUGCUAAGAGAAUGUAAGAGCAGUGGAAGUGAUCUAGCAAGUAUCCGUGAUGAAGCCCAGCAGCUCUUCUUGAAACGUCUGGUAAAGCUGGAUGGCUAUCCUCUGUGGAUCGGCCUCUCUAAUCAAGAUAAUACAGGGUCAUCUUUUGAAUGGUCUGAUGGAACUGUCUUUGACUACAAGCCAUGGGAAUUUGAAAACUCAAACUCUACCGGAAAUUGUGUUUUCAUUGACACCAAAGGGUUUUGGAAGCGUGCAAAUUGCAACACUGUUCUCGAUGGAGCUGUUUGCUAUAAUAAAACAACUCCUAGAUCAAACAUAGCCGCUACUACAGUGUCGUCUGGUUGUCCCAAGAGCAAUGGCUUAUCAAACUGGGUCCAGUAUAAAGACCACUGCUAUGCCUUUGACAUCUCCUUCUACAACUACUCUGUGUUUACCAUGGAAGAAGCUAAAACUUUCUGUCAAACUCUUGAUCCCUCUUCAAGUCUGCUGACUAUACAAGAUGCGGAUGAAAAUGAGUUUGUCAUAAACCAGGUGAAGAAGAGCCCACUCAUCACAGGGCGUGUCUGGCUUGGUAUUACACUUGACUCCAAAGAUCACCCAGUAAGCUGGAUUGAUGGUUCAAGUAUCAGCUUUUCAAACUGGGAAAAGAAUACUGACAAAGAGAAGACUAAAGGCAGCUGCUCUGUUCUAGUAUCUGCAAGUGGAAUGUGGACAUAUGUCAGCUGUAAUCACAGUCGCAGCAGGCUUGUGUGCAAAGCUCCUAAUCGACCGGCGAAUACUUCCGUAAUCAUUGCAUUUAUUUUACUAAUGGUCAUAACAGGAAUUGCCGGAAUAGUUUAUUUUGUAUACAGAAGACAUAGGAUGAGGUUUUCUUCCAUGUUUUCAUCAGUGCGUUAUGAAAGAAGCUUAGACGAUGCAGACAGUACCAAUAUAUUAACAGAGACUAGAGAUGAAUAAAGAUGUAAUAGAAAGUGCUGAUAUUUUUAUACAACUUAACAAAAAAGUUCACUUUUACUUACUAACCAGCACAACCACGUAAAUACUAUAGUUCAUACAUUAUACUUUAAAAUGUGUCAAACUAUGCAGAUUACAGCAGCAUAAAAUGCAUUGUUCAAUUCCCAAAGUCUCUUUUUUUUUUUCUAAUUAGUCUCCUGAUUUACAAAACUUGAAUUCUCAUACUGUUGUGCCUUUCUGUGCUUAUUCCAUACAAAAAAUCACUGCCAAGAAACAGUGUCUGCCACAGAAAGUUGCAUCAAACUUUUUUAACCCUACAGAUGCAGGUUAAAAAAUGUGUAUCAGAGCUUUAUAGAUUGACGAGAUUCGAGAGUGAAAAGCUGGUAUCUUUUUUUUUCCUUCAAUUCACUGAUGCUGUACCAACCCCGAAGCCAUUCAAAAAACAGUGUAAUAACACAAUGAUAUGUAGAAAAAUUCUGAUUUUAAAUAUAGAUCAGCUAUUAUUAAUGUGAUAAACACAUAAUCAGAAUGAUCAAACAAAUAAUCUGAUUGUUUUCUGUAUGAUUAUUUGUCUGCUGUACUUAUUAUUAUGCUUUAUUUGUAUUUGUAACUGAUUCAGUGAAGCUCAGAAGUCACAAAGUAUACACUGUACUAUUAAUAACAUUUUACACCAGGUACCAAACAGGAGAAGGAUUGCAACAAUGUCAACAGUAGCAAAUGUGGCUCCCUUAAAACUGCCCACCAUGUAAACAAGCCAUUCUGUACAUAGUUAGGGCAUGAGUUUUCAAUUACAGUCAGGCACAUUGCAACCCCAUACUUCUGUUGUGGUAAAUGAAUCAGUCGAUGAACCAAUUUACAUUUAUAGUACUAAUUUAUUUUAAAGUGCCAAAGUUCUAUGUCCUAUUGUAACAUAAUAUGUAAAAGAAUGUUUUUAAGAGUAAGUAUGUGUAACAUGUUGUGUUUUGCAGUUGUUGUCAACAACAAAACAAAAGUGGAAUGUCCAUUUUUUAUUUUUAUUUUUUUUAUUGCGUGAAUGUAACAAAUAGCAUAGGGUAUAUUUGUCUCAAACAGAAGCACUUGUAUUUAUACUUUUGUGUAAGAUGUUAAUUGUUAAAAUUGUUAGAUUUUUUUAAAUUUUUUUAACAAAACUAUUUUAGAGCUGUUCACACAAACUACUGAUUAUCUUAAAUUCUGACUAAAAAUUUGAAGCACAACUAUUGACAAACUGUGAACACUGUAUUUUUUUAAAAAUCCUGCAGUGCCUCUGUAAUGUAAUCAGCUGAAUGUAAAUCUUAACGUGUGUGUGCAUUUUGCAGGUUAUUCUAUAUUCUGCUCCUUAUAUAACACGUGCUUAAUCGGACGUGAUUCAUUCUUUUAUGUACAGAAAGAGACAUCUUGUACACAGUGUGUAAGUGAUGAUACUGUUGAAAAAGCUUGAAACAUUUUUACAUUUGUAUAUAUAUAUAUUAUGUUCCUGUAAAUACAUUUAUAAAAUGUUGCUUGGUGUGUUUCAGUUUGAACUUAAAGUAAACAGGAUUGCUGUUUGUGUUUUGUCUAAAGUAUAGUCUUGCUUGCUUCGUGUUUCUGCACCAGUUUACUACAGAAUAACAUUUACUGAUGUACAGAUGUAUGCAUCCAGUCAAAGGUAUACAUUAUAUGUGCAUUGUGUUUUAACAUAAACAAAUACUAAAAGGAGUGGCCAUACCUUCAAGUUUUUAUUUGUGUUUAAACUUCUGUCUUUUCAAUUAUUGUUUCCAUCCUAUUUUCUGUCAGUUCUGCAAUAAAGCAUUAUUCUAGAAUACA
This is a messenger RNA of Polyodon spathula (Mississippi paddlefish), 7975 nucleotides long. It is a transcript of the gene ly75, whose product is annotated as lymphocyte antigen 75. Lineage: Eukaryota; Metazoa; Chordata; Actinopteri; Acipenseriformes; Polyodontidae. Gene Ontology annotation, molecular function: signaling receptor activity. Gene Ontology annotation, cellular component: signaling receptor complex; plasma membrane. The record is from RefSeq and is a predicted model, not a curated record. The transcript is spliced from 35 exons. Bases 1004 to 6175 code for a protein of 1723 amino acids.